Vicia villosa (hairy vetch) is the source of this 735-nucleotide messenger RNA. RefSeq lists its product as uncharacterized. Lineage: Eukaryota; Viridiplantae; Streptophyta; Magnoliopsida; Fabales; Fabaceae. The transcript has a single exon. Bases 1 to 735 code for a protein of 244 amino acids. Gene Ontology annotation, molecular function: nucleic acid binding. The record is from RefSeq and is a predicted model, not a curated record. Gene Ontology annotation, biological process: DNA integration.
AUGUGUCGAUUUGGAAUACCAGAAACCAUCACAACCGACCAAGGAACAAUGUUCACCGGACGAAAAAUGCAAGAGUUUACUCAAGAGGUUGGCAUAAGACUAUUAACAUUGACACCAUACUACGCUCAGGCGAAUGGUCAAGUCGAUGCCGCUAAUAAGGUAAUAAUCAGCCUAAUAAAAAAGCAUGUGAGAAAGAAACCAAAAACUUGGCAUCAAUCAUUGAGCCAAGCUCUGUGGGCAUGUAGAACAUCUCCCAAAGAAGCAAUUGGCACCACACCAUUUCGACUUACAUAUGGACAUGAUGCCGUACUACCAGUUGAAAUAUACGUCCAAUCAGUGAGGAUACAGAAGCAACAUGAGAUACCAUCCGAAGACUAUUGGAGUAUGAUGACGGAUGAGCUUGUUGAUUUGGAUGAAGAAAGAAUGUCGGCUCUAAAUUCGUUAAGAAGACAAAAAGACAAAGUGGCUAGAGCUUACAAUGAAAAGGUAAGAAACAAGGUGUUCUCUAUUAACUAUUUGAUCUGGAAAGUGGUAUUGCCUAUGGACAGAAACGAUAGGGUUCUAGAAAAGUGGUUACCAAAUUGGGAAGGACCGUUUAAGGUAAUACAAGUCUUUACGAACAAUGCUUAUGAGUCAGAGGAAUUAGCCCCGGAUCAACGAAUUAUCAGGGUGAAUGGAAAAUACUUAAAGGAAUAUAAACCUACUCUUCAGGAGUUCACCAUUUCGACGACGUAG